Messenger RNA from Striga asiatica, 447 nucleotides. Lineage: Eukaryota; Viridiplantae; Streptophyta; Magnoliopsida; Lamiales; Orobanchaceae. The record is from the annotation of a GenBank genome assembly.
AUGAACCCCAAAAUACGUACCCACGUUCGGCGGAACGCACUGCAAGUGAAGGAAAUCCAAUCAGCACUCAAUGGAGCAGGGCAAUCCACUGAGAGAACAGCUGGGGCAGCAACACCAUCCGCAGGAGCAGCAAACGCGCUGGCGCCACCACCGCCAAAAUUGAUUAUGAGAUCCUCGAUGUUCUUCUCGCAGAGCUUAGCAAAAAGGAUGGGCCAGUUUGCAGCUUCACCUGCGUGGCAAUCUUCUCAGCCUGCAGAACAGAAAAAUCAAAUCCCACAACAAAAUCCCCCAAAAAGACAUGUAAAAUGGCUGAAAAUAUACAAAAAUAAGAAUUAUAGUGAUGGCGAUGCCAUCAUCGUGAAGAAUCAAGGCAGCGUAGGUGCAAGCGACCUCUCUGACAGACAUUUUCUGUCCUCUUUCUUCAGAGGCUUUAGAAACAAGCAAUGA